AUGAUUCGCACCUUCACCCAGUCUCGCUCCCGUCAACUCUACCUCCUCCUCAUCCUCCUCGUAUUCGUCUUCUACUCUCUCCCGUCCUCUCCGACUGCUAAAUUAAAAUCAGUCGACCUUUCGUCAAAACGAGCGUAUCCGCCACGUGAUAUCGUUGUUGCAGCUUUGAAACACGACGACGUCUCCUGGAUCGACAAGUUUUUAGCGGAAUGGCAGCCACGAGUCUAUAUUACCGAUGCAGCGCUGUAUUUCGACAAAACGAGCUUGACCGUACCGAGGAACAAGGGUCGUGAAGCGAAUGUUUAUCUGACCUAUAUUAUCGACAAUUAUGACAAGUUACCCGAUUAUAUGGUCUUCAUUCACAGUCUCCGGUAUCAAUGGCAUAAUGAAGAUCCAAUGUACGAUGGCGUUCCUGUACUUCGUAAGCUUCGAUUAUCCUACGUUGACAAGGCUGGCUUCGUUCCUCUUCGCUGCACGUGGACCUUGGGUUGUCCCUCCGAACUCAGACCUACAAAUCCAUUCGCAACCCGAAUUGACGACCGUUCGCAUACCGAAGAAGCAUAUGCUGAAGCAUUUCGACAAUUGUUCCCCAACAUGACAAUACCGGACGUCGUGGGUACCACCUGUGGCGGACAAUUUGCAUUAGCAAAAUGGAAGAUCUUAGAGCGUCCGUUGGAGGAUUAUGUGCGGUAUAGACAGUGGCUCAUGGAUACCCCAUUGCCAGAUGCCAUCAGUGGGAGGAUCUUCGAGUAUUCAUGGCAUAUUAUGUUUGGAAAGUCAUAUGUCAACUGUCCAUCUGCCAAAGAAUGCUUCUGCAAUACCUUCGGACUAUGCGACCUGGAGUGUAAUUCGGAGGGUGAAUGUGAAAAGAGGUACAUAUUACCUUUGUAUGCGGUAAUGCCACCUGGAUGGCCCCAGUACGGCCCUGGGACUGACGGGUGGCCGGAAGUAGGAUGGGCGGAUGGGAAGAAGAAGAAGAAGUAA
Orbilia oligospora ATCC 24927 is the source of this 984-nucleotide messenger RNA. RefSeq lists its product as uncharacterized. The coding region runs from base 1 to 984 and encodes 327 amino acids. NCBI's taxonomy places the organism in Eukaryota, Fungi, Ascomycota, Orbiliomycetes, Orbiliales, Orbiliaceae. The transcript is spliced from 3 exons. The record is from RefSeq and is a predicted model, not a curated record.